This is a messenger RNA of Bursaphelenchus okinawaensis, 2101 nucleotides long. Lineage: Eukaryota; Metazoa; Nematoda; Chromadorea; Rhabditida; Aphelenchoididae. The record is from the annotation of a GenBank genome assembly.
AUGAGUACGGCCAUUGAAUCAGGCAAGCACAUGAUCGCCGUGUGUCAGCUAACUUGUAAGAACGAUCUGAAUGCCAACUUCGAAGUGUGCCAGAAGUUUGUAAAGGAGGCUGUUGACAAAAAGUGCAAGGUAAGUUGUGUUUGAUUAAUUACAGUAAUUAAAAGAGUGAUAUAUUGAAUAGUUAUGUUAAUCAAGAUAUUGUCAUCUUGGUUUAUUUGUGAAUUAUAGUCUAGUACUUUGACAUACUUUAGAUGGCAUUCUUCCCAGAAUGCUUUGAUUACAUUGGAGAGAACAGACAAGAGACUAUAGACUUGGCCUUCAACGAGGAUUCUGAGUUCAUGAACAAGUUCAAGCAGCUGGCCAAAGACAGUAAUGUUUGGUUGUCACUUGGUGGCUUUCACAACAAGGUAGUGUUACUCGGUUCCUUUAAAGAGUUAAAUGAUUACGUUAUUAAAAGGAAAUGUAAAGAUCUUACGGUGCUUACAAUAAAAUGCUUCAUGUAAUACAUAAAUAUUAACUUCAGAAGUUGAAAUUAGUUUUUCAGUCCAAAGACGACCAACUACCCUUCAACACCCAUAUUGUGAUAGAUUCAAGUGGCAAAACCCAGGCCCAGUACCACAAGCUCCACUUGUUCGACCUUGACAUCCCUGGUCGUGUCAGAUUAAUGGAGAGUGAAUUCAGUCGAGAAGGCACCGAUCUUGUCAAACCAGUCCAGACUCCAGUUGGAAAUGUUGGCCUUUCGAUCUGUUACGACGUCAGAUUCCCAGAACUCGGAUUGUGGAAUCGGUAUCAAGGAGCUCACGUAUUAACUUAUCCAUCCAGCUUCACUAUCAACACUGGACUAGCACAUUGGGAGGUAGGGAGAUUGUUUAUUCUUUUUGGUUUACAUUGUUAUUGUGAUAGCAAGUUAAUGCGUUUCAUCUCUCUUACAGAUUGUUAUUUUAAAGUUAUAGUUACUGCAUAAGUUAUCUUUAGAGUUUGUUAAGAGCACGUGCUAUCGAAACUCAAUCGUAUGUUGUCGCUGCAGCCCAGACUGGGAAGCACAAUGAAAAGAGAUCAUCGUAUGGACAUUCCAUGGUGGUCGACCCCUGGGGCGCUAUCGUAUCUCAAUGUUCGGAACGGGUUGGUAAGUUAUGAAAUCAUACAACCAUUAUGUAGUGAUUACUUAACUUCUUGAAAAAUUCAUUAAAAAAUUGAUUUUAAUAGUAUUGUUUAAUUACUUGCCUUAUUUAGACAUCUGUUUUGCCGAGAUCGACUUGGACUAUGUCAAAGAGAUUCGACAGGUACAGCCAGUAAUCGCACACAGAAGAAGCGACCUCUACAGUAUCCACUACAAUAGUGUACAGAAAAGUAAGUUUAAGAUAAAAUGGAAUAAACGUCAUUCAAAUCCCCUUUCCAGACUACGAAACUUUGAAAUUCGCUGAAAUCCCGAUUCCUCCAGAACAAAUCUUCUACCGAUCUGAAUAUUCAUAUUCCUUUGUCAAUUUGAAACCCGUCGUACCUGGCCGUAAGUCAAAUUGAACCCAUAAUUAGCUUUUUUGCAAAAUUAUUGUCUACUGUAAAUCACAUUGUAACAAACCUAAUAAUGCACAAUACAGAAGAAGAUGCCUUUCAGAUGUACUUGUAUCGCCCAUUAGACAAGUGAAACGACUAACUGAUUUGGAUGACAAGGAGACUGCCGAUCUGUUCAUCGUCGCCAAAAAGAUCCAAAAGUUCCUGGAAACGUACUACAAACUGAAUGCAACCACCGUAUGCGUACAAGAUGGUGCUGAUGCUGGACAAACAGUACCAGUAAGUAAGGUCUUCGCUAAAUAUGACGUGCUUUUACUAUAGUUAAAAACAUAUUUUCUAAAGCUAACGUCUGCCUAAAUUAUGUAUGUUAUUCUGAAUUACUACAUUCUAUAAAGAUCACAGACUUCUGAACAUAUUAUCAGUAACGUUUCAGCACGUCCAUGUUCAUAUUCUGCCGAGAAAGAAAGGAGAUGUUGGUGACAACUCCGACAACAUCUACAACGAGAUCGAAAAGGAACGAAAGGCUCGCGAUCCAAAAGAAAUGGCAGAAGAAGCCAAACUCUACCGUGAUUUACUUUACAAGAGCUAA